UCCAGGUCACUCCCAAUCGCAAUACUCGUACAAUAAAGGCCAUGUGGGAAAAAACAUAGCAGGUGGAUCCCACCGCAUGGUGCGCUGUGCAGACCGCAACAAACGCCGGUGUCAAGAUAGCAGUGUAAAAAAGAUGGCCCAAGGGGAAAAGGUCAUCUGAGCACAUCCACCUUCGCCCUCUCCCGCACAUCGGUGAUCUGCAUACGUCCCAGGCGCUCGAGCAGUUCGCAGGCACCUUUUCCCCCGAAGGAAGUGAGCUGGUUGGUCUCCUCCUGCAACAGGUUUGAAUUCAGCCCCUGGCCAAGGUUGAGGGUAGGCAGGCAUCACUGGUAUUCGGACGAUAAUGUCGGCGAUAAAGAGUCCGAAUUUCUGGCAUGUGGCCCAAUGGGAGCACAGGCGCCAGGGGUUGUUCCAGGCAUAUGCAGCGGUGAUGGAGCGCUGCGCAAAUUUGCGAGCCACAUGAUCUAUUUCAGCAGAGUACGCACUCUUCGGCCAAGCAGGCAGUCGGCGGAAGAGGACAUGCUAAUCGGAGUCUUUAAAUCCCGUCCUCUCUUGCCGACAUGUACCAUGUGUCGCCGAAGAAAAUCAGGAUGCCGACUGCCUCGCGAAGACUCGAGGCCGGAAGGACCGUUUGUGCAAGUCCGGACGUGUCCAUCCGGUCGCUCUAAUGCCGCCCAUUACACCGUGCCAGAAAAUCCACCUUGCAAAUGGUGCUCAGCAGUGGGAGGGUUUUUUUGCAGAGUUCUUACUGAACCCAUCGGCGCCAGAUGUAAACAAUGGCGAGGCGGCGGAUCUGGGGCUAUCGCAAGGGGAUUUUGGCUCUAUCGCAAGCAUAUCGAAGAACAAUGCCGAAUCUGUAUAUAUCUGAGGUGGAAAGGUGGCUCCCUCCUAUCCCCCUAUGCCGAAAUAUGAGGGACAGGAUCUAUAAAUAAAACAUUGGAGCAAAAG
Messenger RNA from Linderina pennispora, 948 nucleotides. RefSeq lists its product as uncharacterized. The record is from RefSeq and is a predicted model, not a curated record. Lineage: Eukaryota; Fungi; Kickxellomycota; Kickxellomycetes; Kickxellales; Kickxellaceae. Bases 385 to 912 code for a protein of 175 amino acids. The transcript has a single exon.